Messenger RNA from Labeo rohita (rohu), 2020 nucleotides. RefSeq names its product adaptor related protein complex 1 subunit sigma 3a (gene ap1s3a). Lineage: Eukaryota; Metazoa; Chordata; Actinopteri; Cypriniformes; Cyprinidae. The coding region runs from base 125 to 589 and encodes 154 amino acids. Gene Ontology annotation, molecular function: clathrin-cargo adaptor activity. The transcript is spliced from 5 exons. The record is from RefSeq and is a predicted model, not a curated record. Gene Ontology annotation, biological process: intracellular protein transport; vesicle-mediated transport. Gene Ontology annotation, cellular component: intracellular membrane-bounded organelle; AP-1 adaptor complex; membrane coat.
CACCGGGGCGAGGUAAGACUGUCCCGGCUGAGCUGCUGGGACGCGCCCUUAUCAACUGGACAUGAACCCGUGCGCCGGUCCACGCAGGCUCGUUUAGGAUCUGUGGGAGUCCGGGAGUCUCAGGAUGAUGCGUUUCCUGCUGCUGUUCAGUCGUCAGGGGAAACUGCGGCUGCAGAAAUGGUUCACGGCUCUCAGCGAUCGCGAGAAGAAGAAGAUCAUAAGAGACGUCACGCAAAUGGUGCUGGUGCGACCGCCCAAGGCCUGCAACUUCCUGCAGUGGAGGGAUCUGAAGAUCGUGUACAGGAGGUAUGCGAGUCUGUAUUUCUGUUGUGGUUUGGAACAAGACGACAAUGAGUUGCUCACACUGGAACUUCUGCACAGAUACGUCGAGCUGCUGGAUCAGUACUUUGGCAACGUGUGUGAAUUAGACAUUAUUUUUAACUUUGAGAAGGCUUACUUUAUCUUCGAUGAGUUUGUUAUUGGUGGAGAAGUGCAGGAAACAUCUAAAGUGUCGGUGGCCAAAUCGAUGGAGGAAGCAGAUUCUCUUCAGGAGACGAUGGAGGAGUAUAUAAGCAAACCCACAUACUAAAAGGAACAUCUUCAAGCCAUCACUUCAGUCCUCAAAGACACAAUAACAAGAACUUCAUAUGCUGAAUUUAUUUAAUUGAGCUUCCAUACAAAGUCACAACACUGGAUUGGCAACACAACUAAGAAUUUCAGUUUGAGUGAGAGUACUAUUAUUAAAUUAUUGGAUUUUAAUGUCAAAUGUAACACAUUUGGUUUUAGACAAUCAGGGAGGGAUACACUAAUGGAGUCAGUAUAUAUAUGUAAACCUGGACCACAAAACCAGUCUUAAGUAGCAUGGGUAUAUUUGUAGCAAUAGCCAAAAAUACAUUUGUAUGGGUCAAAAUGAUCAGUUUUUCUUUUAUGCCAAAAAUCAUUAGGAUAUUAAGAAAAGAUCAUGUUCCAUGAAGAUAUUUUGUAAAUUUCCUAACAUAAAUAUAUCAAAACUUAACUGUUGAUUAGUAAUAUGCAUUGCUAAAAACUUCAUUUGGACAACUUUAAAUUUGAUUUUUUUUUGCACCCUCAGAUUUGAGAUUUCCAAAUAGUUGUAUCUCGGCCAAAAUUUUAUCCUAUACCAACAAACCAUACAUCAAUGAAAACUUAAUUAUUCAGCUUUUAGAUGAAGUAUAAAUCUCAGUUUCAAAAAAUUGACCCUUAUGACCAGUUUUUGUGGGCCAGGAUCACAUAUAUAUUUUAAAGAAAUGUAUACUUUUAUUAAUCAAGGAUGCAUUCAAUUGAUCAGAAGUGACAGUAAAGACAUUUCUAAUGAUAAAAAAGAUUUAUAUUUCAAAUAAAUGCAGUUCUUGAUUUCAAGGAUCAUGUGACAAUGAAGACUGGAGUUUUGAUGCUGAAAAUUCAGCUUUGCUUCACAGAAAUAAAUUACAUUUUAAAAUAUAUUCAAAUAGAAAACAGUUAUUUUAAAUUGUAAUAAUAUGUCACAGUAUAAUUGUUUUUACUGCAUUUUUGAUCAGAUAAAUGCAGCCUUGGUAAGUAUUGUGUGACAACACUGUGAAAUUAGUCAUUUGGUUUCUGUUCAUUGUGCACAAUGAAGUAAAUUUUAUUCUGAUUUUUCUCUGUGUGCAGACAAUCAGUCAGUAACUCCCAGACAAAUAUUAGAUUUAACUGAAACUGACAAAAAAUAUUUAAAAUCUGAAGUGUGUUGCAAGGACUGGCAAAGCUGGAAUACCCAAAUCUGGAAUGUUUUUUAUUGUUUUUUUAAUUAAAUAAUAAAAUGCAUUUUAUUAACAGUUGAGACUUUUUUCUGAGAAUGUUUGUAAUAGCAUAAAUACAGCUUAUUCUAUACAUGCAUUUUAAUAUGUAUUUAUAAAUGUAAAUGCAUUUCGGGUUGCACGUUACAGAAACCAGUCACCGAAAACCAAAACAAAACAAGAUUUUAUGUUAUGCAAAGGCUGCAGAGGUUACUCGGCAGUGAGAGAAACACUACACAGAGGACCAU